AUGUCCCCCGGGGGCAAGUUCGACUUUGACGACGGGGGCUGCUACGUGGGGGGCUGGGAGGCGGGGCGGGCACAUGGCUACGGCGUGUGCACGGGGCCCGGCGCCCAGGGCGAGUACAGCGGCUGCUGGGCGCACGGCUUCGAGUCGCUGGGCGUCUUCACGGGGCCCGGCGGACACAGCUACCAGGGCCACUGGCAGCAGGGCAAGCGCGAAGGGCUGGGCGUGGAGCGCAAGAGCCGCUGGACAUACCGCGGCGAGUGGCUGGGCGGACUGAAGGGGCGCAGCGGCGUGUGGGAGAGCGUGUCCGGCCUGCGCUACGCCGGGCUGUGGAAGGACGGCUUCCAGGACGGCUACGGCACCGAGACCUACUCCGACGGAGGCACCUACCAGGGCCAGUGGCAGGCCGGGAAGCGCCACGGCUACGGGGUGCGUCAGAGUGUGCCCUACCAUCAGGCGGCGCUGCUGCGCUCGCCCCGCCGCACCUCCCUGGACUCGGGCCACAGCGACCCCCCGACGCCGCCCCCGCCCCUGCCCCUGCCCGGCGACGAGGGAGGCAGCCCCGCCUCGGGCUCACGGGGCGGCUUUGUGCUGGCCGGGCCCGGGGACGCCGACGGCGCGUCCUCGCGAAAGCGCACCGCGGCGGCGGGCGGAUUCUUCCGCCGCUCGCUGCUGCUCAGCGGGCUCCGGGCCGGCGGGCGCCGCAGCUCUCUGGGUAGCAAGCGGGGCUCCCUGCGCAGCGAGGUGAGCAGCGAGGUGGGCAGCACAGGACCCCCGGGCUCCGAGGCCAGCGGGCCCCCGGCCCCAGCGCCACCUGCCCUCAUCGAGGGCUCGGCCACAGAGGUGUAUGCGGGCGAGUGGCGCGCCGAUCGGCGCAGUGGCUACGGCGUGAGCCAGCGCUCCAACGGGCUGCGCUACGAGGGGGAGUGGCUGGGCAACCGGCGGCACGGCUACGGGCGCACCACCCGACCCGACGGUUCCCGCGAGGAGGGCAAGUACAAGCGCAACCGGCUGGUGCACGGGGGGCGUGUCCGCAGCCUCCUGCCCCUGGCCCUUCGAAGGGGCAAAGUCAAGGAGAAGGUGGACAGGGCUGUCGAGGGCGCCCGUCGAGCCGUGAGCGCUGCCCGUCAGCGCCAGGAGAUCGCCGCUGCCAGGGCAGCAGACGCCCUCCUAAAGGCGGUGGCAGCCAGCAGUGUCGCUGAGAAGGCUGUGGAGGCAGCACGAAUGGCCAAACUGAUAGCCCAGGACCUGCAACCCAUGCUAGAGGCCCCAGGCCGCAGACGCAGGCAGGACUCAGAAGGUUCCGACACAGAGCCAUUGGAUGAGGACAGCCCUGGGGUGUACGAGAAUGGACUGACCCCCUCAGAGGGCUCACCUGAACUGCCCAGCAGUCCUGCCUCCUCCCGCCAGCCCUGGGGACCCCCUGCCUGCCGGAGCUCACUGCCUCCUAGAGGGGACCGGGGUCCCUUCUCCAGCCCCAAAGCUUGGCCUGAAGAGUGGGGGCACCCAGGAGAGCAGGCAGAGGAACUAGCUGGCUAUGAGGCUGAGGAUGAGGCUGGGAUGCAGGGGCCAGGGCUGAGAGACGGUUCCCCACUCCUUGGAGGCUGCAGUGACAGUUCAGAAAGUCUCCGAGAGGAGGAGGGGGAAGAUGAAGAGCCCUUGCCCCAGCUGAGGGCCCCAGGAGGCUUGGAGCCUGAGCCUGUCACCACACCGGUCCUGAGGGGCCCAUCCUUGUGGGGUCCUGAUGCUGGGUGCCUGAUGGAAGAGCUCGAGGAGGCUGCUGCAACCGAGAGGCCUGCCCAGCCGGGAGCUGCCAACCCCCUGGUGGUGGGAGCCGUGGCCCUCCUGGACCUCAGCCUGGCGUUCCUGUUCUCCCAGCUCCUCACCUGA
Messenger RNA from Cynocephalus volans (Philippine flying lemur), 1887 nucleotides. RefSeq names its product junctophilin 4 (gene JPH4). Gene Ontology annotation, cellular component: plasma membrane; endoplasmic reticulum membrane; junctional membrane complex. The transcript has 5 exons. Gene Ontology annotation, biological process: regulation of synaptic plasticity. The coding region runs from base 1 to 1887 and encodes 628 amino acids. NCBI's taxonomy places the organism in Eukaryota, Metazoa, Chordata, Mammalia, Dermoptera, Cynocephalidae. The record is from RefSeq and is a predicted model, not a curated record.